Molecule: messenger RNA, 561 nt
Organism: Manacus vitellinus (golden-collared manakin)
Lineage: Eukaryota; Metazoa; Chordata; Aves; Passeriformes; Pipridae
Product: lymphotactin-like
Exons: 4
Coding region: 1-561 (186 amino acids)
Biological process (GO): G protein-coupled receptor signaling pathway; lymphocyte chemotaxis; cellular response to tumor necrosis factor
Cellular component (GO): extracellular region
Molecular function (GO): chemokine activity; CCR chemokine receptor binding
Source: RefSeq, a predicted model, not a curated record
AUGAAGCUCCACACCUCAGCUAUCCUCGUCAUCCUCUGCCUUGGCAUCUUCAUUGUGUGCACAGUGAAAGGGAGUGCUGGAAGUCAGUCCAUGCGCAAAUUCAGUUGUGUAAAGCUGCAUACAAAACAACUGAACAUCCGAAAUUUUGCAAAGUAUGAAAAGCACCAUAUGCCAAUAAGUGCCAUCGUGUUUAUCAAUAGAAACGGUGUCAGAAUCUGCCUAAGUGCUGAUCAGAAAUGGGUGCAGACUGCUAUGAAGAAAAUAGACCAAAGGUUGGCAUCAUCUAGGAAUGGUAUUUCCCGAUCUAGUGUUACCAGUGAAACACCCCAGACCAGGCGUUAUUCACCAACUCCCCUUCCCCCUACUCCUUCAGCGGGAUGGAGAAGAGAAUUGGAGACACAAAAGGUGGCAAGCCGAAAGGAAAUCCAUGACUUAAAAGAAGCUUCCAGUGUUAAUGAAACUUCCCAGUCUGACCAUCCACAAGACUCCCAGACAGUUGCACUCCCAGCACCGAAGACAUUAACUAAUGGGACCAAAGCCUCUUCACAGCAGCUCCAGUGA